Acipenser ruthenus (sterlet) is the source of this 3257-nucleotide messenger RNA. RefSeq names its product autophagy-related protein 101. The coding region runs from base 329 to 985 and encodes 218 amino acids. The transcript has 2 exons. The record is from RefSeq and is a predicted model, not a curated record. Gene Ontology annotation, cellular component: phagophore assembly site. Lineage: Eukaryota; Metazoa; Chordata; Actinopteri; Acipenseriformes; Acipenseridae. Gene Ontology annotation, biological process: autophagosome assembly; autophagy.
GGUGUUUACAUCGCGUUUGCUCCGCCCCUCAAAUGGGCGAUCGUGUAUCUGUGUGAAAAGAACAGCAAAAUAAAAGGAAGGGACAUUCUGUGUUAAUUUGAGGUGCUUAAUCGAUUGGAUUCUUAUUAAGUUUAUUACAGAGAUAGACUGUAGAAUAUUCUAAACAAAGUCUGGUGUUUUUAGUUUGGUCGUAAUUAUAGGUAGCUGUCUUUAUUUUUUUUGGACAAUCGUAGGAUUAAAAAAAACGCAUUUUGCUUGUCCUUUUUCUUCAGCCUAAUCUCGGCAUCUGAUUUGGGUAAGCAAGCCUGUGUAUCGAGGUAGGGCCACGAUGAACUGCCGCUCGGAGGUGCUGGAGGUGUCGGUGGAAAGUCGGCAGGUGGACGAGGCCAUGCUGGCUCUGCUCCACACGAUCCUCUUGCACCGCAGCACCGGCAAAUUCCACUACAAGAAAGAGGGGACCUACUCCAUCGGUACCGUGGGGAGCCAGGACAUCGACUGCGACUACAUCGACUUCGCCUUCGUGAGGGUCUCCUCCGAGGAGCUUGACAGGGCGAUGAGGAAAUCGGUUGGGGAAUUCAAGGAUGCUUUAUGCAACUCUGGCAGUGACGGCGUGGGGCAGAUAUCUCUGGAGUUCUACCAGAAGAAGAAGUCCCGCUGGCCCUUCUCGGACGAGUGCAUUCCCUGGGAGGUGUGGAGCAUCAAGGUGAACGUUGUCAGCCUGGCCAACGAGCAGGAGCGGCAGAUCUGCCGGGAGAAGGUGGGCGAGAAGCUGGGGGAGAAGGUCAUCAACAUUGUGGAGGUGAUCAACAGGCACGAGUACCUGCCCAAGAUGCCCACGCAGUCAGAGGUGGACAACGUGUUUGACACCAGCCUGAAGGACGUGCAGCCCUACCUGUACAAGAUCACUUACCAGAUCACAGACUCGCUGGGGACCUCCGUGAGCACCACCAUGAGAAGGCUUAUUAAAGACACACUGGCUUUGUGAGGAGCAGUGAGCCAUGAGCAACCAGGCAGCUGCUGCUGAGUUUAAACACAGACUGCCUGUGUGCUUUCUAACUGCUUUUCAGAACAUGCUUUAUUAUUAUAAAAAUGAAAAAAACUAUUCAGCAAAAUAAUACAGUGUACAGGAGCUGGGAUUUCAAUGGCCUUCUUAAUUUGUUGCGGUGAAUUGGAUUGGGUUUAGUUUUGUAAUGUCUCCAUUUACUUUCAGGACAGGCUGACGCAAGCUUCAGAAUCUCUUAGUACCUUUCCUUAUUGACCUUCAUAACUAAUGGAAAUGUUUCUAGGUUUCCAGAUUCCCCCGAGUCAAAUUAGCAUCCACAAAACACCAGAAUUAGGUUCUUGUCGCUUUGCCAAGGCCUGAGUCAUUUCAUCACAUGAAGCUAAAACAGCUAUAAAAAUAUCACUGUGGUCCAUAGCAACCAGUUAUUUUGCAAUGUGUUUGCUGUGGCUUUCUCGUGAUCCUCAGUUUAUGGUAGCUGUCCCCAGGUGGCAGUAUUUAUCAGUUCCUAGUUCUCCUGUUCUAUGUGGAAGUGUGGUCCACCUCUAAGCUUAGCCAGGGUUCCUAGUAGUUGUGCACUGAGAUGGUAUUCAGUAUCUUGAGAGACAACAGCACAUCUGUGAGACUUGUGACUCAAGCAACACACAAGCUUAUUUUAAGGACUGAAAAGUGUGCUUGCGUUGUUAAUAUCCCUGCGUAGAUCCUUUCUGAUCCUGUGUUCUGCAGUGACCAGGAUGACUUGACAGAGUAGCUUACAGAAGCACCACAUUGCAUGAGAGGGUUAGGAGAGCCAGAACCUAAAAUUAGAAAAUAACAUUGUUAUCUUCUAGGAUUUAUGAAUAUUAAUGAUUAUGAUUGAAUGGAGAUGUAACACUGCAAUGCUGUUUAAGAUGUGUAUCAGACAAUAUUUAUAAAGUUACUAAAUAAAUUUAGUAGGACCCAUUGUUUGCUGUCUGGUUUUUGACCUAGGAACAGAUGAGUUAUCAAGCCUCCACAUACUAGGAAACGGGAUGAGUAAUGAAGCUGGCAGCCACACACUCAUUCUCAGAACGUUAUUCCCUCGGCCCUUUAUUAGUAUCAGCUUUAGGAGGGGAAUUAGCAGUGCCUCCUUUUCAAAGAGAGAUCUGUAUCCGCUUCAUGCUUUAACUAUCUGAUUUGAAAUGAAAGCUGCUACAUUAAAAACCCCUAGAAAUGGAUCAUCCAAAACACUCAAUGGUAGAACAUGCAGUAAAACUGAAAGAAACUUUGACCAAUGUUUCGAAGAGCUUUACUAAGUUUUUUUUAGUUUUACUGUCCACAAAAAUAAAUAAAUAAAUAAAUAAAUGUGCAAACAGUAGGAGUCAAUACAAUGCAGUACAAUACAGCUUGCUUUAUAUAGCACUCUGCAUGCAGGAUAAAAACUCAAAAAAGCCACUGACCAAUCAGUCCAGCUCUAGAAUAAACCGAUUCAAACAGACAUGCUUUUACAUGUGAUUUAAGAGACUGGACUGUGCCAGCGUUCCUGAUCUGACUUGGAACGGAGUUAGCAGAGCAACCAAAGACCAUCGCUCCUCCUGAUUGUAGAUGACUUCUAGGAACUGCCAACAGUGCAGCCUUCGCUGAUCUACAGGUGCGACUCGGAGCCCAAGGGACCAACUGCUCUCUAAAUAAUAACGGCCCCAAACCAUGAAGGGCCUUAUAAGCAGUAAGUCUAUGAUCCACUCUCAGUAGAAAUAAAAACAAUGACACAUUCCCAAGUAGACUGAGAUCGAAGAGAAUAAAUGCACUGAAACACGAACAGGUGACUUGUUGGCUUUUAUUUCAGCAGCUAAGAAACCAAUGACAUGUACAGUAGAAAAAGCACUAACACAAAACACUGCAAUUUAUACCUUAAAAAAAACAGGACCGCUACUGCAAUCCGAGUCAUUACAAAUACGAGCAAGGUCAUUGCAGCGCUGUUAAUGUAGAAUAGUCUAAGGGGCUAAAGUAUAGAGUACAGAACGCUAGCACACAUGGCAUUAAACUCCUCCGCAGAACACAUUCAGUGUCUAAUAAUUGUUCAAAGCAUGUACUUGUAUAAGUGAACAAGAACUAACCUGAAACAAGCUUUUUAUAAAAAGUAUUCAUGAAAUCAACAAGUGCUUAGUAUCUCUAACGGGUAGCCUCUUAAUAAAAGUUUGCUUGUUUAAAGUCAGUGAUGUUUUCAGAUGUGUUUGUUUUUAUAAGUGCUAAUGGUCCCUGCAAGAUAUAAAAAUUGCAUAUUAAAAAAAAAAAAGAA